CGCGGGGACCGGCUUGGGCUCGGCGGGCUCGGGCGGGUGGGGACGCGGUGCGCGUUGCCCAUCGGCCGUACUGGCCGCCUGGUACUCCGCGAGGGGCGUGUACCCGAGCCGCGCACUGGCGGGCUCCAUGUUCACCGAGCUGAGGUCAAAGCUGAGCCCCACGCGAGCUCGCGCCGGGGCUGUGCGUUCAGGCUUCGGGGAGCGCCCGGAUGUGGACGCCACUGCCCAUUUCAGCUUCUGCCAGACCCUCCUAGAGCACACAGUAUCAGCUGAGAACAUACCCUGCCACCUGCCUCGGACACCAGGCACCAGCCUCACCUGGCAUGACUCCCGCAGCCAGAGGGCAUCCAGCAGCAGGCCAAUCAAGCUCCUUCAACAGCCAGGCUCAGAGACCCCCCAGGCCCGGCUAUACUCUGAUCACUAUGGCUUGUACCAUACAAGCCCUUCACUGGGUGGCCUGACAAGGCCAGUGGUCUUGUGGAGCCAGCAGGAUGUUUGCAAGUGGCUCAAGAAGCAUUGUCCUCACAACUACCUCGUCUAUGUCGAGGCCUUCUCCCAGCAUGCCAUCACUGGCCGCGCUCUGCUGAGACUGAAUGCAGAUAAGCUGCAGAGAAUGGGGUUGACUCAAGAGGCCCAGAGGCAGGAGGUGCUGCAGCAGGUGCUCCACCUGCAGGUGCGUGAGGAGGGGCGGAGCCUGCAGCUGCUUAGCCAAGCUUCCUUCGGAAAUAUGUCCUAGCUGCUGCCUAGACUUGGACCCCAGACCCCAACACUGUGACCAGAGCCCACAGCCAAGGAUGAGGCAGACCUGGCCCUACAGCCCCUUUGGAUCCUGCAGGAUACCCUAGUGGCCAAACCUAGCCCAGUGAACAGGGAGGGGCAGGACUGCCACCUCCAGGUUCUUCUGGAGAGGCACUAUAGGUUCUGCCCUGUGACUGGGUGGGUGGUUGCUGCCUGCUUGAAGACCCUUCUUCUGGGAUCCAAGCCCAGGUCCACCCCCUGGUGCUGCUGGCAGCAAACAGGGCAGCUGCCUGGAGCAAGAGUGGGGUUUGAAUGUCCCCAGACUCCCAGGGAGUCUGUUUAUUUAUGUUCCCUCCAACAUGUGACCACCCCCCAUCUCCUGAGUCAGGAGUUCUCCCCUUAAGUCUUUUAAUUCUGUGUCUUCCCCAGCCACCUCCAGGUCAGCCACACAGUGGGACAAGCUUUUCUUGGCUCUCUUUCAGGUGUAUCCCUUCCCUAACCCACUCAGAGUAUAGCAGGCCCAACCUGUUAUCCACAGUGACGGUCAGCAGUCCAGCUAGGUAUCAUGCCAUGUGCUUCACUCAGUGAUUGUGAAACUUCAGCAUAACCUACCCACUCAUGACAAGUGAAGUUGAGAGGGGUCCAAGAUGCUCAAGCUCCAAGGCCAGUGUGUGGCACACCACAGACGCCAGUGCUGUUCAGGUAACUUCAUGUCCAGCCACCGGUUAAGCAAUGUUCUCAACCUUACCUUUGAGGAAGUCUUACUUUAAGCAUCUUCCCUAUUUCAUUUCAUGACUCUUAGAGACCACCUUGAAGAA
This is a messenger RNA of Phodopus roborovskii (desert hamster), 1556 nucleotides long. RefSeq names its product sterile alpha motif domain containing 10 (gene Samd10). Gene Ontology annotation, molecular function: protein binding. NCBI's taxonomy places the organism in Eukaryota, Metazoa, Chordata, Mammalia, Rodentia, Cricetidae. Bases 128 to 736 code for a protein of 202 amino acids. Gene Ontology annotation, cellular component: cytoplasmic side of plasma membrane. Gene Ontology annotation, biological process: cell surface receptor protein tyrosine kinase signaling pathway. The record is from RefSeq and is a predicted model, not a curated record. The transcript is spliced from 5 exons.